Molecule: messenger RNA, 8826 nt
Organism: Dendrobium catenatum
Lineage: Eukaryota; Viridiplantae; Streptophyta; Magnoliopsida; Asparagales; Orchidaceae
Product: protein ILITYHIA
Exons: 62
Coding region: 206-8356 (2716 amino acids)
Biological process (GO): regulation of translation; cellular response to amino acid starvation
Cellular component (GO): cytosol
Molecular function (GO): protein kinase regulator activity; protein binding
Source: RefSeq, a predicted model, not a curated record
CAUGCAAGAAGAGUGCGUUCUGUAUUAGCCGCCAUUUAUAUCUGUUCAUCGCCCUAAGUGUACAUUUCCCGGAGAGCUUCUCGAGUUUCGCCACGGGUGAUCCAAUCGACAUUCGACACCAACGGCCCUAGGGUUUUGCAGGAGAGGAAAACGGCUCGAAGUCAUCGUAAAUUUGUUGUUUUCUCCUCACAACUGCUCUUUGCCAAUGGCGCAGCCGAUGGAUGUUCUCCGAGCAGCCGCUGAGGUGGUAUCGACUGCUUCUACUAAGCAGCGGAUUCACAUAUUUCGCGAGAAACUGCUGCCACUACUGGAGAUCAAAGAGCUAUCAUCUGAUGUUGUGGAACCAUUGGUGGGGUUAGUUUUUCAAACAUUGUUAAUAUAUGAUGACCGGCCAUCAAGGAAGGCUGUGGAUGAUUUGAUUAUUAAAGCUUUGAGUAGUGAAGCCUUCAUGAAGUGCUUUGCUGCUGUCCUUGUUCAAUCUAUGGAAAAGCAUUUGAAGAGCGAUUGUUCAAUAGGAUGUUUAAAACUAUUGAAGUGGUCAUGCCUUCUCGUGAGAUGGAGCCAGUUCACAUCUUUGUCUAAGGGUGGCUUUUUGAGACUUACUACUGCACAAGCAUUCUUAUGUCAAAUUCUUAUGCAUGGAGCCCACCGAAGACGCCGGGCUUGUAGGAAAUUGUUUUUCCAUAUUUUUUCUGAGGCUCCAUAUAUAUAUGAGAUGUACAUGGAGGAGCUGAAUGGCUCAAGAAUCUCCCCAAAGGAUAGCUCUGAUCUUAUAAGAAUUUUGCUUGAAUUUUCAAUCGGCAACUCAUUUUUUGAGAAAUACAAGCCGAAUUUUCUCGAGCUAUAUGUGAAAGCUGUUUUGAAUGCAAAGGACAAGCCAUCUCACGCUCUUGCUGAUGCUUUUCAACCUCUUUUCAUGCAUAUAGAACAUGAAGAUUUUCAUAUCCUUGUUUUUCCAUCAUUAAUCAAGAUGUUGAAACGAAACCCAGAGAUCAUAAUGGAAUCGAUUGGAGAUCUUUUACUCCAUGUCAAUUUGGAUAUGAGCAAGUAUGUGAUUGAAUUCCUUUCAGUGGUGCUGCCACAAGUUCGGCAUGCUGAUGAUGAAAGGAGGACCAAAGCUUUGGCUAUUGUAGCCUGUUUGAGUCAAAUGUCCAGUGAUCCAGAUGUCCUACCCUCCAUCUUCAAUGCUGUUAAAUCAAUCAUUGAAGGUUCUGAGGGAAAACUAGCACUGCCUCAUCAGAGAAUUGGAAUGAUAAAUGCUUUGGAAGAACUGUCAAAGGCACCUAGUGGGAAAACACUCAAUAAGCUUGCUCCUAUUGUCUCAGCUUUUCUUUUGUCUUGUUACAAGGGGGAUGGGAGUGAUGAGGUGAAGCUUGCAAUCUUGUCUGCUUUGGGUUCCUGGGCUUCAAGAUCUGCUGACACCGUCCAGCCAAAUGUUAUCUCUUUUCUCACUGCCGGCAUAAAGGAGAAGGAAAUUCUGAGGAAGGGGCAUCUUAAAUGUUUGCGAAUUAUAUGCAAGAAUUCUGACUCCUUAACAAAGGUUGUUCCAUUGUUGGAGUCACUUGUCCAGAUAGUUAAGAUUGGCUUCACAAAAGCAUCUCAGAGAUUGGAUGGAAUUUAUGCACUUUUUUCUGUUGCAAAAAUCGCUUUUAUAGAUACCAAAGCAGAGGAGAUUGUGCUCAAGGAGAAGCUUUGGCAAUUUCUUGCUCAAAAUGAGUCGGCAUUAAUUCCUUUCCCACAGGUUGCUAAACUCUCUAAUGAAGAUUGUGUUACAUGUAUAGAUGUUCUUGAAGUGUUGCUUGUGGAACAUCAGUAUAGAUCGUUGGAAUUUUUAUCUGUCAAAGACUUUCUACAGCUACUGCUUCAUUUUAUUUGUCAUCCAUGCUGGGAUGUCCGCAAAGUUGCUUAUGAUGCCACAAGAAAGAUUAUUUCAUCGUCAACGAAAUUAGCAGGGGAGCUAUUACUUCAAUAUAGAAAUUGGUUUCCAGUAGUUAGUGAUAGAAUUUCAGCUAUGAAGUUAAGUGAUACAGAAAGUCGACUAGAUUCUCAUAUAGCAGUUGUUCCAUCUGCCGAAGUGUUGGUGAAGUGCUUGCUACUGAUUGCACCUGCAGUGAUAGCUAGUUCUGGGACAUAUUCUAUGCUUAUUUUUUGUGCACAUCAUCCUUGCUUGGCUGGCACUGCUAUAAGCGAUACAGUUUGGAAGAGGCUCCAAAGAAAUCUUCGAAGGCACAAUUUUGAUAUCAUUGAAAUCAUGACUGCAAAUGUGAGCUUAAUAUGCAAGGAUUUAUUGGGAUCCAAGGGAUUAAUGAGUUCUAAUUCACUAGAGCAAAUUGCAGCCUUGCACUCAUUGUCAACAUUGAUGAGGAUAACACCCAAUGACACGUUUUCAGAGUUUGCGAAACACUUGAAUGGGCUUCUGGACAGUCGAGUGCAUGAUGCUUUAUCAGAGACUGAUAUAAAGAUCUUUUAUACUCCGGAAGGUAUGUUAUCAAGCGAGCAAGGUGUUUAUGUUGCGGAGACAAUUGUGGCUAAGAACACGAAACUUGCAAAAGGCCGUUAUCGUCUGUAUGAAGACCUGGAUGACUUUGAUAAUGUCAAAUCUAGCAAUCCUGUUCGAAAAGAACCUAGCCGAAAAGAUACUUUGAACUCAGGGAAGAAAGAUAUACUGAAGGCUUCCAAGAAAAGUGAUAAGCCAAAAACAGCUAAGGAGGAAGCUAGGGAAUUGCUGCUUAUGGAGGAGGCCUCUAUUCGGGAGAAAGUUAGAUGCAUUCAGAUUAAUCUUUCUAUGAUGCUUAAAGCUCUUGGUGAACUGGCCUUUGCUAAUCCAGUUUUCGCACAUGCUCAACUACCCACACUUGUAAAAUAUGUUGAACCUUUACUUCAUUCACGGAUUGUAAAUGCUGCUGCAUUUGAUGCCAUGCUCAAGCUUGCUAGGUGUUUAGCCCCUCCUCUUAAUGACUGGGCAAGUGAGAUUACUGCUGCUCUAAACAUAAUUUCAUCUGAAGAUGCGCGCACAGUCUCAGACCUUAUUGCCCCAAUCAGUGAAGGGGAGGAUAUAAAUAAAUGGCCAUCUGUUGGUCUUUUUGAGAGGAUAGUUUCUGGACUAGUGGUGUCCUGCAAGUCUGGGCCACUCCCUGCAGAUUCAUUUACCUUUGUGUUUCCAAUCCUGGAGCAGAUUUUACUUUCAUCAAGGAAAACUGCUCUACAUGAUGAUGUGCUUCAUAUAAUCUCUAUGCAUGUAGAUCCUAUAUUGCCUCUUCCCAGAACACGGAUGCUACAAGUCCUUUAUCACGUUCUUGGUAUUGUUCCUUCUUAUAAAGUAUCAAUAGGGCCCUUGUUAAAUGAGAUAUGUUUAGGCUUAAAGCCUGAUGAAAUAGCAACUGCUAUGUAUGGAAUUUAUGCAAAAGAUGUUCAUGUCAGGCUUUCCUGCUUGAAUGCAUUAAAUUGUAUUCCUUCAAUUUCUGGACAUUCUAUGCCUCAGAAUCUUCAAACUGCUACAAGAAUUUGGAUUGCAUUACAUGAUCCAGAGAAGGCGGUUGCUGAAGCUGCAGAGAAAGUAUGGGAUUGCUAUGGAUGUGAAUUUGGCACUGACUAUUCUGGUCUUUUUGAUGCUCUAUCCCAUGUUAACUACAAUGUGCGUGUGGCUGCAGCUGAGGCGCUAGCUGCAGCUUUGGAUGAAAAUCCUGAAACAAUUCAAGAUGCGCUUUCAACUCUUUUUUCUAUAUAUAUACGGGAUCUUAGCACAGGAUUUGAGGUUGCUGAUCUUUGCUGGCUUGGGAGACAAGGCAUAGCUUUGGCACUGCAUUCAGCUGCAGAUGUUUUGAGAACUAAAGAUCUUCCUGUUGUAAUGACGUUUCUUAUAUCACGUGCCCUGGCUGACCCUAAUAUGGAUGUCCGUGGGAGAAUGAUAAAUGCUGGCAUCAUGGUUAUUAACAAGCAUGGAAAAGAAAAUGUUCCUUUACUGUUCCCCAUUUUUGAUAGUUACUUAAAUAAAAAGACGUCUGAUGAGGAGAAGUAUGAUCUUGUUCGAGAGGGCGUUGUGAUCUUUACAGGAGCAUUAGCAAAACAUUUAGCAAAGGAUGAUCCUAAAGUUCAUGCUGUGCUUGAGAAACUCUUGGAUGUUUUAAACACUCCCUCGGAAGCCGUUCAGCGUGCUGUUUCAGAUUGUUUAUCUCCUUUAAUGGCAUCAAAGCAUGAUGAUGGUCAGACACUGGUUUCCCGACUUUUGGAUCGUAUGAUGAAAGGUGACAAGUAUGGUGAACGACGUGGUGCAGCUUUUGGGCUUGCUGGGGUUGUGAAGGGGUUUGGAAUUUCCUGCUUGAAGAAGUAUGGGAUAAUAGUCAUGUUACAGCAAGGAUUGGAAGACAGGAAUUCUGCAAAGGCUCGUGAAGGAGCUUUACUUGGAUUUGAAUGUCUUUGUGAGAAGCUUGGCCGAUUGUAUGAGCCGUAUGUCAUUUUGCUGUUACCCUUGCUUUUGGUUGCUUUCUCGGAUCCAGUUAGUGCUGUCCGUGAAGCUGCUGAGUGUGCUGCUCGUGCAAUGAUGGCACAACUUACUGGUCAUGGAGUGAAGCUUAUCCUUCCUUCACUUCUGAAGGGCCUAGAGGACAAAGCCUGGCGAACAAAACAAAGUAGUGUGCAACUGCUUGGUGCUAUGGCAUAUUGUGCUCCUCAACAGUUAUCUCAGUGCUUGCCCACAAUUGUCCCCAAGUUAACGGAGGUGCUUACUGACACACAUCCAAAAGUUCAAUCGGCAGGGCAAGAUGCUCUUCAGCAGGUUGGAAGUGUGAUAAAAAAUCCAGAAAUAUCUGCUCUGGUUCCUACCCUUCUGUCGGGUCUCAGUGACCCUAAUCAAUAUACUAAGCACUCUCUUGACAUUCUUCUCCAGACAACUUUUAUCAACUCAGUAGAUGCACCGUCUUUGGCACUAUUGGUGCCCAUUGUCCAUAGAGGCUUAAGGGAGAGGAGUUCAGAAACCAAGAAAAAGGCAGCUCAGAUAGUUGGUAAUAUGUGUUCCUUAGUAACUGAUCCAAAGGAUAUGAUUCCGUAUAUUGGGCUGCUACUUCCUGAAGUGAAGAAGGUUUUGGUUGAUCCUAUACCAGAAGUACGUGCUGUUGCGGCUAGGGCUAUCGGGUCCCUAAUCAGGGGAAUGGGAGAGGAAAACUUCCCAGAUCUUGUAUCUUGGUUAUUGGAAACACUCAAGUCUGACAAUAGUAAUGUUGAACGAUCUGGUGCUGCACAAGGGUUGAGCGAGGUUUUAGCUGCACUUGGAAAGGACUACUUUGAACACAUUCUACCUGACAUAAUCCGCAAUUGUUCUCAUCAAAGAGCAUCUGUCCGUGAUGGGCACUUGACACUUUUUAAAUACUUGCCGAGAUCCUUGGGCGUCAUAUUUCAGAACUACUUGCACACAGUUCUGCCUGCUAUUUUGGAUGGCCUUGCUGAUGAAAAUGAGUCCGUCCGUGAUGCAGCACUAAGUGCAGGGCAUGUGUUUGUGGAGCAUUAUGCAGCAACGUCGUUACCUCUUUUGCUGCCAGCAGUUGAGGAUGGGAUUUUAAAUGAUAACUGGCGUAUUAGACAAAGUUCUGUUGAGCUUUUGGGCGAUCUCCUUUUCAAGGUGGCUGGAACUUCCGGAAAAGCUCUUCUUGAAGGGGGUAGUGAUGAUGAGGGAUCAAGUACUGAAGCUCAUGGUCGCGCAAUCAUUGAAGUUUUAGGCAGGGAUAAGCGAAAUGUUGUUCUUGCUGCAAUCUACAUGGUCCGUAGUGAUGUAACCCUGUCUGUCCGGCAGGCUGCUUUACAUGUUUGGAAGACUAUUGUGGCUAAUACUCCAAAGACCCUUAAAGAAAUAAUGCCUGUUUUAAUGAAUACUCUUAUUUCUUCACUUGCUUCACCUUCACCAGAUAGACGUCAGGUUGCAGGGAGGUCUCUGGGUGAGCUUGUGAGAAAGCUUGGUGAAAGAGUUUUGCCUUCUAUCAUACCUUUCUUAGCACAAGGGCUCAAUGAUCCUGAUGCCAGCCGUAGACAGGGAGUUUGUAUUGGACUUAGUGAAGUGAUGGCAAGUGCUGGUAAACAACAACUGCUAAGCUUUAUGGAUGAUCUUAUCCCAACAAUUCGUACAGCCCUUUGUGACAGCAUGCCAGAGGUUCGAGAAUCUGCUGCCUUAGCUUUCAGCACACUUUACAAAAGUGCUGGUAUGCAAGCAAUUGACGAUAUUGUUCCAACACUAUUAAAGGCCCUGGAAGAUGAUGAAACAUCUGAUAAGGCCCUUGAUGGCCUUAAACAAAUCUUGAGUGUCAGGACUUCAGCUGUUUUGCCUCACAUCUUACCGAAACUUGUUCAUCCCCCACUUUCUGCUUUCAGUGCUCAUGCAUUGGGAGCCUUGGCUGAGGUUGCUGGAUCCGCCUUAAAUUUUCAUGUUGGAACAAUUCUUCCUGCGUUAUUAGCUGGAAUGGGUGAUGAUAAUGAGGGUGUACGGGAUUCAGCCAAGAAAGCUGCAGAGACUGUUAUGCUGGUUGUUGACGAAGAUGGGGUUGAAGCGCUUCUUUCCGAGCUGCUUAAAGGAGUUACUGACAGUCAGGCUUUAAUGAGAAGAGGUUCGUGCUACCUAAUUGGAUACUUCUUCAGUAACAGUAAGCUGUAUUUGGUGGAUGAGACUCCUGAAAUGAUCUCCACUCUUAUUGUUUUAUUGAGUGACUCGGAUUCAGCUACUGUUGUGGCUGCUUGGGAAGCUUUGGGAAGAGUUGUGAGCUCAGUUCCCAAAGAAGUUCUAUCCUCAUAUAUCAAACUAGUUCGAGAUGCAGUCUCUACAGCAAGAGACAAAGAAAGAAGGAAACGAAAGGGUGGACGUACUCUAAUACCUGGGUUCUGCCUUCCUAAAGCUCUUCAACCAUUACUUCCAAUAUUUCUUCAGGUACUUUGCUUAAUGCCAAGCAUUGAUUCAUCCAAUGAGGGCAUGAAGUCAGUAUUGCCUUUUAGUGUUUUCUUUGAUCCCCUGAGCGGAUUGGCUGGUUCAACUGUAACCGGUCAUGUAGUUGGUUUGGUCCAUCUUAAGAACCACCACUUCAUCAAGCAGGCAGUCUGGAGUCUUCUUGAACCUUGUGUGGAUGCACAAGAUGAGGGUGGCUGCUCGGAAAUCUCAUCCUACUGGGUGGGUAUAACCAUACAAGGCAAAAAGCCUUUGAAACAGAACUGGCUGGCAAGACGUCCAGUGGAGGCAGCCAGAUAUUGCUCCGAAGAUUCAAGAUGGCUGUUGGGAAGAGAGAAGAGGCUUCGGACGCUUUUGCCCACAUGCAGACCUCUUAUCCGGAUAAUAGGGGAUAGAUUCCCGUGGCAAGUGAAAGGGGCCAUCUUAGCUACCUUAUCCAUAAUAAUCAGCAAGGGUGGGAUUGCACUUAGGCCCUUUCUUCCUCAGCUUCAAACUACAUUCAUUAAAUGUUUGCAAGAUAGCACAAGAAGUGUGCGUACAAGUUCAGCGCUCGCUCUUGGAAAGCUUAGUGCACUCAGCAACCGGGUCGACCCUUUGGUUGGUGAUCUUCUUUCUACUUUGCAGGCAUCAAAUGGUGGAGUAAGGGAAGCUGUUUUAACUGCUCUUAGAGGUGUUAUUAGGCAUUCUGGGAAGAGUAUAAGCAAUACUGUCAGAUGUCGGCUAUGCACUCUCCUCGGGGAGUUGAUUCAAGUCGAUGUUGACGAAGUACGAGAAUCUGCUGCAAAAGUUAUCGGGACUAUGUCUAAGUACUUGGAAAACAGUGAAGCUAUGGAUCUGCUGCAAACAUUGUCUUCCUUAUGCACCUCACCAAAUUGGUACAAUAGGCAUGGCGCAAUGCUUACCCUCUCUUCUAUGGCUUUGCAUGCGCCAUCCAUGAUAUGCCAAUCAUCGCUUUUCCUAUCUAUCAUGGAUAAUCUGAAAAGUUCCUUACGAGAUGACAAGUUCCCUGUUCGUGAAACUGCAACUAAAGCUCUGGGAAGGCUACUUUAUUAUGAGGCCAAAAAUGAAGCGCAGAAGAGUGCUUUAGCGGAUCUUCUUGGAUCACUUAUCUUAGCUUUGCAAGAUGAUUCCAGUGAUGUCAGGAGAAGAUCUUUAUCCAGUAUAAAAGCUGCUGCACAGGUAAAUCAUUUUAUGGUUAUGGCCAACAUCUCCAAUUUGGGCCCUGCUAUUGCGGAGUGUUUGAAAGAUGGUAAUAUGCCUGUCCGCCUUGCCGCGGAACGUUGUGCUCUUCAUGUUUUUUUACUGACAAAAGGUGCGGAUUAUGUGCAAGCUGCUCAGAAGUAUAUCACUGGCCUAGAUGCUCGUAGAUUAUCAAAGCUCUCUGAAAACAGUGAUGAUUCUGGCAACAGUGAGGAUGAGGCAGUGAAUACAUGAUGAAAACAGCUGGUCGUCAAACAUUUUCUAGCACUACUUUUGACGCACACAAUAAAGCAACUCUGAUAGCAUCGGCUGUCGUUUUGUCAUCAUAUUUACAGUCAUUAAGCAGCAUAGAAAAUCUGGAAGAGCUUUUGCCAGAAAGAUAUUGGGCAAAAGAAGACAAAUCCACUGUAUCUUUUGCUCGAACUGAUAGCCAUUAUAGAGCCAAACCGCCACCUCAUUUUUACAACUGUAAUUAUUUUUUUUACUGAAAAAAAAAAAUAAACAAUUUUGUGACUUUCUGUAUUUAUCAGGAAACCUUCCAAGGCCUGUUUUUAAUUGUACCUGACCUGAUCUUAGGCUUUUUGUCAAAGAGGUUUUGCAAGCCAUCAACACAAUGGAUGUAGAGUAUGAAAGCAUCUUCAAGCUCAAAACUGUUCUUUUGGAACUCAUUUAUUAAUGAAAGCAUAUGAGCCUGGAUUUCUUCA